GGCUGCGAUGUGUGGCGAUGAUCGAGCGUUGCUUCGGUCUUUUAGGGUAUGAGGAUAUGUCUCGCGAUGUUUCUGGAACCCACGCGCACCAUUGACAAUGCGCAUUCGCAUGAUUACAGCGAGGAAGACGGUGCUGCGUCGUGCUCUUGCUUGGCUGAUUUGUCUGGGAAUCUUGCGCAGCAGUCAUGGUCAAGCCUUCACGAUCCCAGGAUUAUCCGAUCUUCCUGCACUUCCUGGACUUGCGACGGGGCUGGUUAAUUCGAUAACAAGCGGAACAAAACCUGGGAGUGUGAAACCAAUAGGAACAAGCGGUUUUGCCGUAGUGACGGUGAAUCCCUAUGGCUGCAAUGCUCCUGCAGUGCCGCUGCAGUCUUGGAACAUUGACCUUGCCCAGGUCUAUGUCCUUCGUGGCAUCUCUUUCGAUGCUCUUACAAUACCCACAGAAGGUGUCAACCUUGAGGUUCGCGCAGCAAAGACCACAGCAGAGCUUUCGACCUGGUCAGGCAGCAACCCGCUGUGCGUAGCCUUCAAACUGACACCCGACAAGUUCAACACCAUAGUCAACUGCACACAGCCAAUGGCUGCGCGCUACAUGACAAUCGCAGAUGUGGAUGGGGACAACCUGCCAGUGUGUGCCAUGAAUGCACUCGUUGGCAUCCCUGCCUCCCCCUCCUUUUCCCCUGCUGCUGUCCCAGCCAGUGCCCCAUCGGCAGGAGGUUCCUCCACCUGGUUCCCCCCUCUGGCGCCAGCAGGAGCGCAGCAGGCGCUGGCACCAGUGCAGGCCGGCGGUCGGCAGGGCUCUGCCGCGCGCGCGCCACAGGCCGGGCAGAUGACGCCAGCAGACGCGUCGCAGGGUCAGACACAGUGGGACACGCCCAACAGCCAGAACGGCCUGCCUCAGCUGGGGGACUCGAGCCGGCAAUGGAGGCCUGCAUACAGUGGUGGGGGCGGCGGGGGGACCUACGGACCCCCGGAAACACCGGAGGGGCCGGCGGUGGGCAGUGGGGGGUACACACUGGCCAAUGGCGUGCCCAUGCGGCCGCUAUUGCCGUCUGAGGGGUCUUCUUCUUCCCUCUCGUCGACUGUGUCUCAGGCAUCAUCAUCAGGUGAAGGGAGUGGAAUAGUUCUGACAAAUGGCGCCGUCAUUGGGAUCGCUGUGGGAGCAUUUGCGGUCAUUUCAAUCAUCAUCGGGGCAGUUACGUACCACAUCAUCAGGAAAGAGGAGGCAGAGCUUGUCAUGGGCAAGAAGAUGCCCUUGUGACAUGGGCGGGCCAGUCCUAGCUACCAAAGUCCGAUGUAUUUUUAAGGGCCUGUAGGUUUCAGUGAUCACAAGUGUUAAUGCACUCAUGAGCACAAGUGUUGAUUCACUGCAGUCCUCCAUUUUAAAGGAUACCUUGCAGAAGGGACUUUGUGCAGAAGACAUACUAGUGUGCCUU
Molecule: messenger RNA, 1436 nt
Organism: Coccomyxa subellipsoidea C-169
Lineage: Eukaryota; Viridiplantae; Chlorophyta; Trebouxiophyceae; Coccomyxaceae
Exons: 5
Coding region: 98-1261 (387 amino acids)
Source: RefSeq, a predicted model, not a curated record